AUGCGUGAUCAGCAGAUGUGUGUGACAAAAUCACUUAAAGCGUAUAUCAAUGAUGCUGUGUCUGUAACACUUUCCCCAACGAUGCCACCAAAAUCGAGAAAAAAGAAAAAAUCUUCAACAGCUCCUAAGGAGGACGUUCAAGCUAUCAAUGUUGGUACAUCUUCGAAGGGUAUAGAAAAGCCCGAGGAAAUAGCAUCGCCUUUCCCAAGGGAACCGUCUACAGUUUCUAUGGAGGGUGUUGAGUCCACCGAAAUUGCCCCAUCUACGAAAGACAGAGAGGUAACUUCAACAACUCCAAGCGUUGAAGAAAUCAAAAGGUGGAGUCCUGAGCAGGUUAUUUCUUUCCUAAAGUCCAAGAAAAAUGAGUUAUAUCUCAGAGAAGAAGAUAUCAAAAUAAUUGAGGAUAAUUGGGUCGCCGGUCAAGCAUUCAUUCUUCUAACCGAAGAAAAGCUUAUGAGUAUUGGUUUAAAACUUGGACCAACAUCAUCAAUCGCUUAUUUGAUUGAAACUCUUAAAGGUGGAGAAGUGACGCUAAAGCGUAAAUAUGAAGAAUCAACAGAGAAUUUAACCGAGAUUGUAAAAAGUGCGGUGCGUGAAGAAUUCUCCCGGCAAAAGCCUGAUGUUAUCUCGGUAUCAAAGCUUUCCGAAACAAUGAUGAAAAAAAUUAUGGAUGAUAUUGGAAUAAAGACUGCAAAAUUAUCGGUGGAAGACUUUCUACCACUUGAACCCGUGUCAUGCGAACCAUUCAGAUGGGAUAUAGAGCAGGAGGAAGUUCAACAGAUGCAAGAUGUCGAGAAAUGGUUUAAGAAUGUAUUAAGUCUACCAAGGAAUUUCCACGUGAAAGAUGUCCACAAACAAGUAACCUAUCAACGACAUUUGCGAGGUGCGAACACUAUUAUAACAGGUGGUGCCGAUAUAUCUGUCGGACCAAGUGAGACAGCUUGCGUUUGGAUUGAAACUAAGAAAACAUUGGAGGAUUUUAAAGAGGGUCAAGCAAUGGGAGA
This is a messenger RNA of Funneliformis geosporum, 1004 nucleotides long. Lineage: Eukaryota; Fungi; Glomeromycota; Glomeromycetes; Glomerales; Glomeraceae. The record is from the annotation of a GenBank genome assembly.